This is a messenger RNA of Macadamia integrifolia, 1291 nucleotides long. RefSeq names its product transcription factor GTE1-like. NCBI's taxonomy places the organism in Eukaryota, Viridiplantae, Streptophyta, Magnoliopsida, Proteales, Proteaceae. The transcript has 7 exons. Gene Ontology annotation, molecular function: protein binding. Bases 172 to 993 code for a protein of 273 amino acids. The record is from RefSeq and is a predicted model, not a curated record.
GAGCACAGAGUGAGGGAGGUGGGUCAGUUCUACUUGUCCUCGAACAAAAAGCUGCCAAACAGUUCUAGAAGUAGUUCAAUUGUGAAGGAUAAGGACAGGGAGAAACUGAAUCCAAGCAUCAAGAAGCAGCAGCAAGAUGCAACCCAGAGAGAAACUGCUGCUGCAAAAAGGAUGCAAGAGCUUAUGCGCCAAUUCUCCACAAUAUUGCGCCAGAUCACUCAGCACAAAUGGUCAUGGCCCUUUAUGGCGCCUGUAGAUGUCGAAGGUCUUGGCUUACAUGACUACUAUGAGGUUAUUGAAAAGCCCAUGGAUUUUAGUACAAUAAAGAAUCAAAUGGAGGCUAAGGAUGGCAGUGGCUAUAAGAAUGUCCGAGAAAUCUGUGCUGAUGUGAGGUUGGUUUUCAAGAAUGCAAUGACAUAUAAUGAUGAAAAAAGUGAUGUUCAUGUGAUGGCUAAAACUUUGUUGGCAAAAUUUGAGGAGAAGUGGCUUCAACUUUUACCUAAAGUUAUUGAAGAGGAAACACGGCGAAAAGAGGAGGAAGCAGAGGUACAGUUAGAUAUGCAGCGUGCCCAAGAAGCUGCUAAUGCAAAGUUGUCUAGAGAUAUAAGUAGUGAGCUUUGUGAGGUUGAUAUGCAUUUGGAGGAACUCAGAGAAAUGGUGGUUCAAAAGUGCAGAAAAAUGUCAGCAGAAGAGAAAAGAAAACUUGGUGUAGGCCUCAGCCGGUUAUCUCCUGAAGAUCUCAGUAAGGCGUUGGAGAUUAUUGUGCAGAAAAAUCCGAGUUUCCUAGCCACAGCUGAAGAGGUGGACCUUGACAUGGAUGCUCAGAGUGAAUCAACAUUAUGGAGGUUGAAGUUCUUUGUAAAGGAGGCGUUAGAAGGUAAUGGCAAGAGUUCCGGGAGCAAGGGUGGCAAUGAAAACUCCAAGCGAAAAAGAGAAAUUUGUGAUGCUCUUGCCAAGACUGCAAAGAAACGAGGUAAAAAGCUGCCCUCUUGACUUGCGUGGGAUGUGGUGGCAUCUUCUCCUCGAUGCAUGGGUUUGCCCAAUGUUGUACUGUUGUUCCAUGUUAACAAAUUGUUCACAGGGAUAGAACUGGGCAUGUGGAUCAAUAUUUGUAUUGGUAUGAAGGACUUUUCGAAUUUUGUCCAUUAAAGGUAUUCUGAUUGACUCAGUUGCUUGGGAGUAAGAUUGAUCCACUCUCACACUAAAAAAGUAGGGAGAGUUGAGACCUGUUUGUAACAUAAGGUGGUGUUGCUACAUUGUUCAUUAUAAUGAAGAGUAGGAUUAUUCUGCA